UCGUAUGCAGGUUUGACGUAAUUUAUCCAUAUCCGGUUGUAAAUAACACGUAGCAUAUACCGUAGGAUUACCUUGAUAUUUUCAUCACCUUUUAAGAAUAUUCACAACAAACAUUCACGUCCAUAGGAUCAGUUGUUAGAAGGUAUUAAAGAUGAAGCACAUAUUGUGUGUGUUUGUGAUAUGUAUGGUGUUGCAAGGAAUUGUUUGUCCCCCUGUAAAUCCUAACCCUCAACCCAAAGAAAAAGAUAGUGAAGCUGAUCAGGACACUGGCCUUCAUUAUGAUAGAUAUCUGAAAGAGGUUGUUAUGACUUUAGAGGAGGAUCCAGAAUUUAGGAAAAAGUUAGAGGAGGCUAAUGUGACUGACAUUAAGUCUGGAAAAAUUGCCAUGCACUUAGAAAAAGUAGCCCACCAUGUGAGAGAAAAAUUAGAUGAAAUUAAACGAAAGGAAGUAAACAGACUGCGGAUGUUAGCCAAGGAGAAAAUGAAACAAAUGCAGGGUACGGAUGUAUUGAAAUUGGUAGCUCAGUACGGAGGAAUUCAGAAGAUUGAUGAAUCAGUCUUGCACCAUGUAGAUGUCCAGAACCCCCAUUCAUUUGAAAUGAAAGAUUUAGAAAGACUUAUUCAAAAGGCAACAAAAGAUCUAGAUGAAUUGGACAAACAGAGAAGGGAAGAAUUCAAAACUUAUGAAAUGGAGAAAGAACAUGAAAGACGAGAACACCUUAAGGAGUUACCAGAGGAGGAGAGAAAGAAAGAAGAACAAAAACAUGAAGAGAUGAAGAAAAAACACAGGGAUCAUCCUAAAUUACACCACCCUGGAAGUAAAGAUCAGUUGGAAGAGGUCUGGGAAAAAGACGACCACCUCGAUAAGGACGCUUUUGACCCCAAAACCUUCUUCAUGAAGCACGAUUUGGAUGGAAACAGGUUACUUGAUGAGGAAGAAAUUGAAGCAUUAUUUCAGAAAGAGCUGGACCAAGUGUAUGACCCCAAUAACCCUGAAGAUGACAUGGAGGAGAGGUAUGAGGAAAUGUCACGCAUGAGGGAGCAUGUCAUGAAGGAGCUGGAUAAAGACGGAGACAAACUGGUCAGCCUUGACGAGUUCAUGCAGUACACAAAAUCUGAGGACUUCAACAAAGAUGAGGGAUGGGAUACCCUUGAAAAUGAGGAUCAGUACACUGAGGAGGAGCUGAAGGAGUAUGAGAGGAUGUUAAUGGAGGAGGAGAACAGGAGGAGACAACAGGGGGCGUUUGACAGCCACGCUCAGCCAGGAGUCGUGAAUCAGCCACCUCACCAAGGAAAUGUUCAGGAAAUGCAGAUGCCUCAUGGUGGAAUGCCCCCACAAGGUGGUUUCCACCCUCAAGGGGGAAUGCCCCCACAGGGUGGUUUCCACCCUCAAGGUGGUAUGCCUCCACAAGGUGGAAUGCCCCCACAAGGUGGUUUCCAUCCUCAAGGUGGUAUGCCCCAACAAGGUGGACAGUUUGAACAACUACAUCCUGAUCAAGUAGCAGCCAUUCAGCAACAGGCACAACUUCAUGCACAGCAACAAGCCCAGUUCCAUGCUCAACAACAAGCACAUGCUCAACAAGCACAAUUACAUGCUCAGCAACAAGCACAUGCACAACAGCAAGCUCAGCUCCAUGCACAGCAGCAACAACAAGCCCAGGCAGGGGGACAACAGCCACCCAUAGGACAACAGACAGGUGAAGGCCAUCCAGCAGCACAGGCAGGUCAAGGUCAACCACCAGUUCAACCAGGUCAAGGACAACAGCCCGUCCAAGGUCAACAGGGUCAUGUUGACCCACAGCAUCAAGGACAGCCAGCUGUCCAGCAAACUGGACAGGUCCCCGCUCAAGGUCAGCAGCAACAAGUCAAUCAGCAGCAACAAGGGCAGCAAAAACAGCAACAGGGCCAGCAGGAGCACAAGCCUGUGGCUUAAAUGGGCUUUUGGUUUUACCUGUUAUAGUGGACUAGCUUUAAGUCUGUUUCAAAGAAUAUUCAUGAUAAGUCACCUUCAUGUAUUCCAUGAUCACAUUCAUGAAAAUCCACCUUUAAAAUGUCAUCAGAAUGGAAAGUUAAAUAUUUUCAGAUGUUCAGGAAAAAAUUUAAGAAUUAUAUGGUGCUAUUUUAGAGAAAUAGUCAAAGAAAUUAAUUUAUAAUUAAUGAAUAUAUACAUCUAAACUAUAUACAUCCAUAACUGAAAGAUGGAAAUGUGUUCUAAUUAUAGUUAUUGUACAAAGUCUUUGAUAAGAUUGCUUGUAAAGAAAAAUACCAAAUGUGACGAGAAGAAUUUUCAGAAAUAGAUUUUUGUUGUGGUGCCAAACAUCAUAUGAAAUCAGCUUAGCUUAUGGUCAUUAUUAUGUCUAAGAUCUAGUCAGUUGUAAAUUUCAUAAUUGAGGCCCAUGUAUUUAAUUUUUUUUUUUGAAAACACAUACAUGUAUAUUAAAAGAAAGGAAUUUUAGUUGUCUGAAAGUGAUAUCUCAGAAACAUAUUUUAAUAUAUUAUAGUCAUUAUGCUUUAGAGAAGAUACCAUUAAAUUAGAUUUAUUUAUUUGGUUUAUUAGUACCAUGUAAAAGGAUUUCUCUUUUUUUUCUAUUCAUAGAUUUUAUCUGAUAUAAGAUAUCACUAAAAUGGUAAUUUAUGGUAUUUAUUUUGUCCUAAAUAUUGCCUAAGUACCAGACAAGGAAAGUUAUCAAGUCUUCAUUUCUCUAGCUUGUUAGGAUGCUAGGAAAUAGAACAUUUGAGAAUUUUCCACUUCAGAUAUAAUGAACAAGAAAUACAGCAAAUUUAGCUUAGUUUUAAGGACUUUGCUUUAUUUUUUCAAAAAAUAAAUGUAUUGUUUUUCAGCACACAGGGGCUUCAUUUUUUCAUAUUUAUGUAACGAGUUCCAAAGGCAUUAGACUUUGUUGUGAUCAAAUAUUCAGAAAAUUUUGAAUACGAUUAUGAUUUUUUUUUUUAUUAUGUGCAGUGGGGUUUCCAAAGAGUAAAAUGUUAUUUGAGUACAAUUAGAUGGAAGUUUCUUUAUGUUUUUGAAAUAAUGUAUUGCAAAGAAUGGUAUAUUUUGAAAAUCGUAAAACCAACAUGUAAUUUUUCAACUAACUCUGUUCUUAAUAUUAAUUUGAAAUUUAUAUGAAUAUUUGUUGAAGGUAGUUAAAAUAUAGUUUACAGAAAUCAAUCUUUAACAGAGUAACUGAUAUUGUAAAUUACUUUCAAUGCAAAUUUUCAGUCUUGGUCAAAAUUUCUUCUGAAAAAAAUUAGGCACAAUUUAUUUUGAAGUCUGUUGUAAUAAUUUGAGCUAUAUGUUAUCCCUCGAUUUUUUUCCAAUAAGCCCUUUUGCAGUGCUGGUAGAAUGUUGUUUAUUUUUGUAUUGUUAAGUGUUUAUUCAGUGUCAUAUCUUGUUUUUGUUUGUGGAUGUUAUGGG
This is a messenger RNA of Saccostrea cuccullata (small rock oyster), 3415 nucleotides long. RefSeq names its product nucleobindin-2-like. The transcript has 12 exons. Lineage: Eukaryota; Metazoa; Mollusca; Bivalvia; Ostreida; Ostreidae. The record is from RefSeq and is a predicted model, not a curated record. Gene Ontology annotation, molecular function: calcium ion binding. Gene Ontology annotation, cellular component: extracellular exosome; endoplasmic reticulum-Golgi intermediate compartment. The coding region runs from base 152 to 1933 and encodes 593 amino acids.